Messenger RNA from Arctia plantaginis, 2370 nucleotides. The record is from the annotation of a GenBank genome assembly. Lineage: Eukaryota; Metazoa; Arthropoda; Insecta; Lepidoptera; Erebidae.
AUGGCUGGCUAUGAUCCUAGACUAUCACUUAACGUCGGUUCAGUGUUGUUCUAUACGAGUGAUGUAAAGAAGCCUCAUUGGACCAAGACGCAGCUAAGUCUCUUGCGAGCCAGAAAAUAUUUCCAAUCAAUUCUUCCACCGCCUGACUUUAUAGAUACCUUCAGCGAUGAUUACGUCAAUAUUUUACUAGAAUAUGUCAGAGACGCCUAUUCUAACAUCAAAAGGGAAGCAACGGAUCUUGAAACCGAUAGCAUAAUGACAGCCGCGUUAUCAGACACAUUGGGCGGAUACUUCAAAGCUUGGGUACUACCUGUAGCCAAACUCGACUACUAUGGAGGCACCAUCAGUCAAGACAACGUUAUCAAAUUAUUUCAGUUUUACAGUGAAAUCAAAUCUUAUUUAGAUACAGACGGAGAAGGAUGGUACGUACCUGAUGAUAGCUUUAUUAAUUCUAUUCCAAUAAACGUUGCUAUGAGACCCCAUGAGCAAAUGAUUGAUCCAUGUGGACAGUUUGCGUACUUUGAGAAGACGCAAGAUGGGGUAGGCAUUUUGCUACCAACUGUUAACUGGAAUGAAAAGUCAAGUACUCUAUUUGUGCCUCUUAAGAAUGUAAGUCUGAUACCUAUGAUUGCACGAGAUACAUCAAACAGUCUUGUCAAGUAUUAUGACACAGCGAAAAAUUGCCUCGCUGAAUAUAAUCCUGCCGAUAUCGAAAAGUUUGAUACAAGAUUUCAAUCUUGGCUAAUAAAGAAUAUAAUACCACAUUUAAAAGAUGAACAUCUGUAUCUUGCUUUGGGUAAUGUCCUAAGUUUAUUAAAUAUGACAAAUAAACACUAUGAUAACAUUUCACUUAUAGAUAGAUCUGCCAAACACCCUUUCUUGAUCGAACCAACAACAAAGAAAGAGGUACCGUCAAAGAAAGUAACAAUUAUAUUAAUAAUAUUGUUCCUUGAAAUAAUGUGGUGUAUUCCAGCAGUGAUUUACUUAUUAUGUUCAAAGAAGAAAAAAGAUUGCACCAGCAAUGUGUAUUUAUUUAUAGAUCAUAACAAACCAGAUAAACCUGACAAGGAAUGUCCUCUGCAGGACAAUAAACAAAACAAUACCAAAUUUUGCAGAAAAAAUACCACUAUAAAUCCAAUAAAGAUCAAUCCGGACUGUAAAUCUAUAGAUUCAGAAGACUUAGAAACCCAAUUCCCGUCAACGGUAGUCUGCCGAACUAGUACUAUUACUAGCGCACUACAACUAGGUAGGAAGAAAGAGGCAUAUUACAUGGAAUUCCAAGGACAAUAUCCUUCUUCUCAUUUAACAAGAGUUACGGGAACAGGAUCGCGAGCUUAUUAUAGCUACAAAAAUCAGUCAUCCGAGGCUAUAGGAACUCCUCCCAAUCCACAUGAUAACAAAAUAUCAGCAUCAAAGAAAAGGUCAGAUUCUCCUAGGACUGUAGAAGCAAAUCACGUAAAAGCUUUACCAAGUCAAAGCGGAUUUGCACACUCCGAAAUGAACGUAAACAGCUUACCUAAAAAGAUCUAUGUUAGUAAAGACAGCAAAGUUUUAAUAACACCUAAUAACAAUAAAAGUUCUAAAAAUGUUUCCCGGAGGAAAACGAACCAUAGCAGAGAUCAAAAAACAGUGGCACAGAACAAAGUAGAGAACCAAUAUUAUGAAAAUGUCGUAGAGAAAAAAAAGGUUAAACCAGUGAAAAUACCGUCUGCAAUAUUAAAGACAUCAGACCCCAAAUGUGUAAAAAAAUCUGCAGCUUCUUUGAUAACAACCAAAGAAUCUGCAACUGUCCAUAUAGAAAAAGAACAAUCCAAUGUUUUUUAUUUUGCAGACACUGCAAUUUGUCCUUGUACUGGAUGUGAACACGUUGUAAGUGCCGUUCAGGAAGAGAUAUCUGAAGAGGUUUCUGUGAAAAAACAAUUGCUCACCGACAACAUAGUGCAACCUAUCGUAUCGUCAAAUACAGAGUACAAUAUUGAUAACAAACUAAUUGAAAUCAAAUCACCUCGUCCAGUCAAAGAAUAUCUUAUGUCAACUAGGUCUAAAAAAAGUAACAUUGAGAUAAGCGAUAAUGUAACAAACUAUUUUGAGAUGUCUAUUGAAGAGCCUAUGACAGAAAUAAGUCUGAAUAUAGGGCCAGUACAAAUUACUAAAGAAUAUAAGCGAAGUAAGAUCCCAAAACUGACAAAUAGUUCGAAAUUAGUUAUAUCGAGAAUAUCUGAACGUAUACAAGAAGCGUUGAGCCCCAUUCCGGAGGUCAAACAUAAAAGUUUAAUACCACAACCCAAGAAAAAAACUCUUGAUGAUAUGGCUUUGGUUUCGCCUAGUUGUGGAACAAUUGCGUACAACCAACUUAAUGAAACAUUUUAA